UCAAAUCCAUUUGUUUNUUUUUUUUUUUUUUUUUUUUUUUGUUUUUUGAAAUUGAGUUUAGGCCUUCUGUCCUUCUCUGUCCCUCUCUGUAAGAGCUUUUGCUUCGGCGGGAUAUGGCUAUGGCGGUGCUGCUGUAGGUGGAAGAAAGCGAAGUGAUUAUUGACGCCGUUGCCGUCGCCUCCGCCGGCGUCUCUGAACUUUGACCGACGCCUUAAACUUGGAAUUUCUCGUUUCAAAUACUUGACGAUAUUUUAGGCUGGGAGCGGUGGUGGAAGAAUUGGUGGAGUUUGCUUUUGAGAUCUAAGGUGUUGUGAGUGGAGAUCGUCAGUUCUUGGAAGUUGUUGAUGAAGCAGUGUCUCUAAUUAUUGCGUUAUUCUCGGAUUCAAAUACUUCGGGAAUGUGCACAGUGGAAUGCCUCUCAAUUCUGAUUUCUAGGUUUCCUUCGCGUUCUGAUGCUGUUGUUGGUCUAAAUUCCUGAUUAUACAUGCCAUGACUACCAAACGGGCGUACAAGCUACAAGAAUUUGUGGCACAUUCUUCCACUGUCAAUUGCCUGAAGAUUGGAAAGAAGUCAUCCCGUGUUCUUGUCACAGGUGGGGAAGACUUCAAAGUCAAUCUCUGGGCUAUUGGUAAACCCAACGCCAUACUGAGUUUGACUGGCCAUACAAGCGGAAUAGACUCUGUAAGCUUUGACUCAUCAGAAGUGUUGGUAGCUGCAGGGGCAGCUAGUGGAACCAUCAAGCUUUGGGAUUUGGAGGAGGCUAAAAUUGUUCGAACACUUACGGGGCAUAGAUCGAAUUGCAUUUCUGUGGAUUUUCAUCCCUUUGGGGAAUUCUUUGCUUCUGGGUCCUCGGAUACGAAUCUUAAGAUAUGGGAUAUCAGAAAGAAAGGGUGUAUCCACACAUACAAAGGACACACUCGAGGAGUCAAUGCAAUCAGAUUUACUCCCGAUGGCCGUUGGGUUGUAUCUGGUGGAGAAGACAACACGGUGAAGCUCUGGGAUUUAACGGCUGGAAAGUUGUUGCAUGAUUUCAAGUCCCACGAGGGUCCGAUUCAGUGUAUAGACUUUCACCCUCAUGAAUUUUUGCUGGCAACAGGUUCAGCAGAUAAAGCGGUUAAAUUUUGGGACCUAGAAACCUUUGAGUUGAUUGGUUCAGCUGGACCUGAGACCACUGGUGUCCGUUGUUUAACUUUUAAUCCUGAUGGGAGGACACUGCUUUGCGGAUUGCAUGAAAAUUUGAAGGUUUUCUCAUGGGAACCAAUAAGAUGUCAUGACAGUGUGGAAGUCGGUUGGUCCAGGCUGUCCGAUCUUACUGUUCAUGAGGGGAAACUUCUUGGCUGUUCAUACAAUCAGAGCUGUGUUGGAGUGUGGGUUGUAGACAUUACGCGCACAGAACCCUAUGCAAUUAAUAAUGUUAACAGACUAAAUGGUCGAUUAGAGCCUAAAUCCAGCAGUAAUCUACCACUGCAAAAUGAAAGCAAUGCCAAGGCUGGUUUUGGUGGAUUGUCAGUAUCACAAACUUCUGAACCACAACUGAAGGAAACCAAAACAUCGGGAAGGUUGUCAGUUUCACAAAAUUUAGACGUUGUCAAGGAUCCAAAAUCUUUGUCAUCCACAGGAAAUGGACCAAGUACUCCUCAGAGGAUCAAUUCAAAUGCUGGCCCAAAGACUAAUUCGGUUAGCUUAGUAACAGUACCUAGUGCAGUGGUACCAAAGAGAAACUCUGUGAAGGUUACUUCAGCAUUCAACAACCCAAUCUUCAAUAAAUCAGACGUGAUACCUGUAAUUGUACCCAGGACAAGUUCAAGGCACGAGCACGACGAUUCUAGAAAGGAUUUUGAUGUUGCUGGAAGAGCAGUGGCAGUACCCAGGACACAUUCAAGGCACGAGCAGGAUGAUUGUAGAAAAGAAUUUGAUGUUUCUGGAAGAACAACACCACUACCCAGGACAAAUUCAAGGAAUGAGCAGGAUGAUUCUAGAAAGGAAUUUGAUGGUGCUGGAAGAGCAGUUCGAGUACCAUUGCUAUCGAAAACUACUGAUAAUAGGAGGUUUCCAAAUGGUAGAGACGAAGUGGAUAACCCAAUUAUCUCCGUCCUUUCUGAAUCCAGAGGUUUGAAGGCCAAUGAUAUGGGCACCAUUGCAGAUAAUAGGAAUUCCUUGCAUGAUGAAUCUCGAGGGCGUAAACUAAGCCGGGACACAUCUUUUCCUGAAGCGACAAAAGGAGGGAGAAUACGUUCUCAUGUAGAUUGGGAGAAAAGAGAGAGAUCUAAUUUUAGCCGGUUGACAUACAAUGCCUCCGCUGGAAGAGCAGCUGCACUGGAAAAUCUUCCAUUAAAUAACGGGAGAGAUUAUCAUCGAUCUCCCGAGAAAGAAACAGUAGCACCUGCAAGCGAUGAGCAUACCAUAGAAAAUGUUCUACAACAACAUGAUCAGUUUGUCAACUCGAUGCAAUCUCGGUCAGCAAAAUUACAAGCGGUGUAUAGAUAUUGGGAAAGGCAUGACAUCAAAGGGGCUGUUUCUGCAAUGGAAAAAAUGGCCGAUCAUGCGGUUGCUGCGGAUGUAAUUAGUAUUUUGACAAAUAGAAUUGAAGUUGUCACUCUGGAUAUCUGCAGUUGUAUUCUCCCACUUCUUUCUGGCCUCCUUGAAAGUGACUUGGACAGGUUUUUAGACAUUUCUAUGGAAAUGCUAGUGAAGCUGGUGAGGACGUUUGGUUCAGUGAUCUAUUCAACGUUAUCGGCAACAUCAUCUGUUGGCGUGAACAUUGAGGCGGAGCAAAGGUUGGAGCGGUGUAAUAUCUGCUUCAUCGAGCUUGAAAAAGUCAAGCGCUGCCUGCCAGCUCUCAUAAGAAAAAGGGGAUCGGUAGCAAAGUCAGCACAGGAGUUGAAUCUUGCACUGCAGGAGUUUCAAUGAUUGUGGGGAUUGAAAGUAUAGUACUAAGUAAAAAGGAAAGUAGAGGCAGUAUAUUGACGACGCGAGACUGACUAAUUCUGCACAUACCUCGAAACAUACACAAAAAAGAAGGGCUAACUGUGUAGCAGCAGGGAAUUGAGUGAGUUGCCAUUACCACCCUGACCUGACCUGACUGACCCUUUCUUUCUUAUGGCUAACCCUCCUACCACCCUCCCUUUUCCCCUGAAUGUUGUACACCAUUAUUACCACUUUGUUUCUGAAUAUUAUCAAAACUACUCGUUGUCUUUGGUUCUUUCUUGUAAUAUCACACACAUCCAAUUCAUUAUAUUUUAAACUUAUUUCUGCUGCU
Molecule: messenger RNA, 3259 nt
Organism: Cucurbita pepo subsp. pepo (vegetable marrow)
Lineage: Eukaryota; Viridiplantae; Streptophyta; Magnoliopsida; Cucurbitales; Cucurbitaceae
Product: katanin p80 WD40 repeat-containing subunit B1 homolog KTN80.4
Biological process (GO): microtubule depolymerization; microtubule severing
Cellular component (GO): katanin complex
Molecular function (GO): microtubule binding
Source: RefSeq, a predicted model, not a curated record